This is a messenger RNA of Nerophis ophidion (straightnose pipefish), 4643 nucleotides long. RefSeq names its product serine/threonine-protein kinase BRSK2-like. The transcript is spliced from 19 exons. Gene Ontology annotation, biological process: protein phosphorylation; microtubule cytoskeleton organization; intracellular signal transduction. Gene Ontology annotation, molecular function: tau-protein kinase activity; ATP binding; protein serine/threonine kinase activity. NCBI's taxonomy places the organism in Eukaryota, Metazoa, Chordata, Actinopteri, Syngnathiformes, Syngnathidae. Bases 298 to 2952 code for a protein of 884 amino acids. The record is from RefSeq and is a predicted model, not a curated record. Gene Ontology annotation, cellular component: cytoplasm.
ACAGUCGCUCGGCGGCAACGCAGCUCGCCCGGACCGACAAUGCUUUGAAGGCACCGGAGGCUCGUCUGCGGUGAUUGGAGAGAAAAGGGACAACCUCGUCCUCCUCAAACAUCGAGCGAGGUCGAGGGGUUGGGGGGGACCAGCAGGCAAGGACGACAAGAAGGCGGUGGACUUUUUUUUAAUUUUUAUUUUUAUUUUAAAUUUAAAAAAAAAAAACCUUAAAGCGGGCCGGGAGUGGUUUUCAUCGUCCGCGCUUCGUUGUAGAAAGUAACUGAUUCCCCCCCAGCAGCAUUCGUCAUGUCAUCGUCCGGUAAAGACAACAGCGGAGCCCCGCAUGCCAAUUACGUGGGACCGUACCGUUUGGAGAAGACGCUGGGCAAAGGACAAACAGGAUUGGUCAAGCUCGGAGUUCAUUGUGUAACAUGCCAGAAAGUUGCCAUAAAGAUUGUCAACCGGGAGAAACUCAGCGAGUCAGUACUCAUGAAGGUGGAGCGAGAAAUAGCCAUUCUGAAGCUCAUAGAACACCCGCAUGUUUUAAAGCUACAUGACGUCUAUGAAAAUAAAAAAUACUUGUACCUUGUACUAGAACUUGUGUCCGGUGGGGAAUUGUUCGACUACCUGGUGAAGAAAGGCAGACUAACACCUAAAGAGGCCAGGAAAUUCUUCAGACAAAUCAUGUCUGCUCUGGAUUUUUGUCACAGUCAUUCCAUAUGCCACAGAGACCUGAAGCCGGAGAACCUGCUGCUCGAUGAGAAGAACAACAUCAGGAUAGCGGACUUCGGUAUGGCCUCUCUUCAGGUUGGAGAUAGUCUGUUGGAAACUAGCUGCGGAUCUCCACAUUAUGCCUGUCCAGAGGUCAUCAGGGGGGAGAAAUACGACGGGAGGAAAGCGGACGUCUGGAGCUGUGGGGUCAUUCUUUUCGCCCUAUUGGUGGGUGCUCUGCCUUUUGAUGACGACAACCUGAGGAAUCUGCUAGAGAAAGUAAAGUUAGGAGUGUUUCACAUGCCCCACUUCAUCCCUCCAGACUGUCAGAACUUACUGCGGGGCAUGAUAGAAGUGGAUGCCUCCAAAAGACUAAAGCUAGAACAGAUCCAGAAGCACACAUGGUACAUAGGGGGUAAGAACGAGCCGGAACCUGAGCAGCCCGUGCCGAGGAAGGUGACCAUCCGCAGCCUCCCGUCUGCAGACGACAUCGACCCAGACGUCCUGGACAGCAUGCACUCUCUUGGCUGCUUCAGAGACAAGAACAAGCUGCAGAAAGACUUGCUCUCAGAUGAUGACAACCAAGAAAAGAUGAUCUACUUCCUGUUACUGGACCGUAAGGAGAGGUACCCCAGUCAAGAGGACCAGAACCUUCCUCCUCGCAAUGAGAUAGAUCCCCCCAAGAAGCGGGUUGACUCUCCAAUGUUGAACCGACAUGGAAAACGGAGACCAGAGAGGAAGUCCAUGGAAGUCCUCAGUGUCACAGACGGAGGCUCGCCUGUGCCGGCCAGGAGAGCCAUCGACAUGACACAACACGGCCAACGGUCACGGUCCAUCAGCGGAGCUUCUUCAGGCCUCACAACCAGCCCGCUCAGCAGCCCGCGGCCAGUUAGAAAGUUUAGUGUUCCACCUCAAAUCCCCGAUUUGCCGCAGUCUACAAACACCAGCCCCUGUCCUUCCCCCGAGCCAAUUCCAAAUCGCACAGGCCCACGGAUCUCCACGCCGAACUCACUCGCCCCGAGCGCCGAGGCCGUUUUGGCCGCUCUUAACAAGACACAAACUCUCCCGACCAAGCCCAAAGUUGCCCCUAAGGCUCUUCAAGCCACAAGAUCCAACCCGCUCCCUGAAGCUUCAUUAGAUGCAGCAACCUCGCCGGAGUCUUUAGCUCCGUCCCAGAUCUCGUCACACCCCGCAUCCAUCUCUGUGCCCCCCACGCCAACCUCCCCGCUAUCGCCAACCUCUCCGAGCCCCGUUGCUUCCAUCUUAAACACCCCCCAAGUGAGGCGCUCCCAUUUCGCUGCCAACCCCCAACUCUCUGUGCCCUUCAGCCCAGCGGUGCCUCCCUCCUCAAUCCGUCUGCACCACUUUCACCCAGUGACACCCACGCCUUCUUCAUAUGCUGACCACCCACCUAAAUCUAUCCCCCUCAUACAGGUUACACCCCACCCCUCCCCUAGAGGUAGCCCCCUACCGACCCCCAAGGGCACCCCGGUGCACACGCCCAAGGACAGCCCGGCCGGAACUCCCAGCCCGACGCCGCCCCCCAGCCCCUCCAUUGGCGGCAUGCCAUGGAGGACGCGCCUCAAUUCCAUCAAGAACAGUUUCCUGGGUUCCCCACGCUUCCACCGCAGGAAACUCCAAGGUGUGAGAAUUCCCACGCAAGAUGAGAUGUCGAGUCUCACUCCAGAGUCUUCCCCAGAACUUGCCAAAAAAUCCUGGUUUGGUAACUUUAUCAACCUGGAAAAGGAGGAGCAGAUCUUCAUUGUCAUCAGGGACAAACCUCUCAGCUCCAUCAAGGCCGACAUUGUUCAAGCAUUUCUCUCGAUCCCAAGCCUGAGCCACAGCGUCAUUUCGCAGACCAGUUUCCGAGCGGAGUACAAGUCCACAGCUGGUCCGACAGUCUUCCAGAAGCCGGUCAAAUUCCAGGUGGACAUCACCUACACGGAGAGCACAGCUGCCACCAAGGAGAACGGCAUCUACUCCGUCACCUUCACCCUGCUCUCAGGACCCAGCCGACGCUUCAAGCGAGUAGUGGAGACCAUCCAGAGCCAGUUGUUAAGCACACAUGACCAGCCUGGAGUCCAGCAGCUGUCUGACGAGAAGAACGGACAGGUGCUCGCCUGCAAGCGCUGCCCCUCGCCCUCGCCCGUGCACGCCAGGCGGCGGGAGCAGGAGAACAAUAGCAGCAAAAGUCCUCUGGUGUGCAGAGACCGAGUCAAGUUGUCCCUGCAGGAACACACUUUUGACUGAGCUCUCUCUCGUCUCCACCCUUCCUCCUCCCCCCCCCCCCCGACACCUCCAUCUCGUCUUUGUGCUCACCUGCUGUUCAACCUUGUGCUAACCUCCACCUUUCUCACACCAGGACUUAUCCAGAAAACCUAUUAAGUUCCAUCCCCGCUCUGUCCCUGCUUCACCGUCCUCCCCCCCCCCCCCCAAGGCCAUGAGAGACCUUGCUUUUUGAGCUUUGGGUUACCAUGGAAACGGACGUCUACCUUCAUCGUCAACCUCUCCUUUUCACCCCGACUGUAGAAGUAGAUGAAAAUACCUUUGGUGUGUCCCCCCCCCCUUCCCGAUACUCUUGCACCCGCCCCCCCCCAAAAAAACAGGCGCCUUUGCCUCGAGGAGCAUUUUGUCCAACAUAUGCACACAACGAUGUGGGAUGUCUUACCAACUACGUGACGGAGCAGGAGACGUGCGGACGCUGGAUUGUACUUUUCUUUUUAAAAGGUGUGACUUGAGGCGAAAUAACGCUACUGCUGCAAACGAACUGUGACCCGAGAGACGCGGGGGAGGGAAAGAACCUUGCUGACCUGGCAAAAUAGGGUAACGGAUGAUGUAAUCUGUUGUACAGACUUGUUUCUUAUGUACAAAGUCAAAGAAUUGUCUAGUUGUGACACAAUGUUUAGAUACCGUCUAGGGAAGUCAUGUGUAUUUUUGAUCGAUCCAAACCAUUGAUUUGUCCAUUGAUGACCUCUCACUUACCAGCAGUAGGAGUAGAAGAACAAAGCAACAAAAAAAUGUGAUCAAUGCACUCGUGCUUAUUUUUCUAUUUCUUCCCCCCGACCUUAUUUAUUCAUCUGUGUCAUGUCCUCAUUUAUUAACACUUGACUAUUUAUAUGAACAAAGCUGUUAGCUCAGUUGAAUGUUAUUUAUUAUUAUUAUUAUUAUUAAUAAUAACCUUUCGUGUGUUGGAAAAUGGGGCGUUGUUACAAGAAGAACUUUUCUUUUGGUCUAAUUUUAGCUGAAUGAUCCGUCUUUUUCCUUGACGAAGAGAGGAAAGACAACUUGUAUUUACAAAAAAAAAAAAGAACAAUUCCAGUGAUUUAAGAAUGUAGAUUUAGCCUCUUUUUGGAGAGAAGGAAUGCUCUUUUAUCGCUAUUUGUGCGUUUCAUAUUGUUUGCAACAGCCGGGCCUGAGAAGGAGCUCAAUAUGGAUCCAUGGUUGUAAAUAGACCAUUUUAAAAAACAAAACAACAACACGGUUGGUUGUCUUCUUCCCAUGCUGGAGAUUCUUGCUCUCUGCUUUAGCUCGUGUUGUCGUGUGCAUGUCCAACACCAGCUUUUCUUUGCAUGGCUUUGGUGUUAAUGUUCCACGCUGGUCUCGCCUCUAAACGACCUUUUUAUGUUCUACUUUCUACCUGAAAUUCCUAACCUCUUUUGUUUUGGUGUUUUUUUCUUCCCCUGUUCAUUUUCAAAUCUUUGCACCUGCUUCUCCUUUUAUCUCUUGUCGUGUGGCCAGAAGACACUGGGAGAGGACGUCAAUACUAACAAACUCAAAAGCAAUAGAAUAAUGUUCACUCUCCUUUUUGUUUUGUACGCACGGGAAAGCAAGCAGCCGAUCGACUCAGCAGGAAGUAAACAGAUGAUGUAAUAAUCCCCGUAUAACGUAACUACUGUGAGCAUCCUCAGUGCUGAAACAAAUAAACUCAUUCCGAUACUGUC